Myripristis murdjan (pinecone soldierfish) is the source of this 4625-nucleotide messenger RNA. RefSeq names its product glyceronephosphate O-acyltransferase (gene gnpat). NCBI's taxonomy places the organism in Eukaryota, Metazoa, Chordata, Actinopteri, Holocentriformes, Holocentridae. Gene Ontology annotation, biological process: fatty acid metabolic process; ether lipid biosynthetic process; triglyceride biosynthetic process. Gene Ontology annotation, molecular function: glycerone-phosphate O-acyltransferase activity; glycerol-3-phosphate O-acyltransferase activity. The transcript is spliced from 17 exons. The record is from RefSeq and is a predicted model, not a curated record. Gene Ontology annotation, cellular component: peroxisomal membrane; mitochondrial membrane. The coding region runs from base 142 to 2166 and encodes 674 amino acids.
UUUGACACCACCCAUGUGAAGUAUAGACGAAUGCUGUUCUCCUCCACAGCUGGUAAAUGAAGUAGUUAAACAGGGAGACAUCUUUUGCACGGGUAUCUGCGUUGAAUGCGGCGUCUAUGAGUUUACAAGCCGUGCUGAAGAAUGGCCGCCAAACCUCCGUACUCGCACAGGGACCCCAUGCUGAAGAAGAGAGAUGACUUUGAGGAUAUUUUGGAGGAGAGGAGGAACUCCAGCGACCUGAGAUAUGCUCUCAAAUGUUACACGCCUGUGGUUUACAAAGGAGUAACUCCCAAUGCAGCCAGCCUGCUCAAGACCACCGUGCUGCAGUCUGAUCAGCUGCACUAUGUCGUGGAUCAGCUGUCCAAGGAGACAGGCGUGGCUGCUGAUGUCAUCCAGGAGGAGGCGUCAGCCAUCUUGGAGGAAAUGGCUCAUCGCCAGCAGCUCAGCACCGUUCGCUUCUUUGCUUUCACCCUCAGCAAGGCCUUCAAAGCUCUGUUCAGGAGCAUCCAUGUCAAUGAAGAAGGCAUCCAGAGACUCCAGCAGGCCAUUCAGGAGCAUCCUGUGGUCCUGCUGCCCAGCCACAGGAGUUACAUGGACUUCCUGCUGAUGUCGUACAUCCUGUACACCUACGACCUGGUGCUGCCUGUCAUCGCUGCUGGCAUGGAUUUCAUGGGGAUGAAGUUUGUUGGGGAGAUGCUGCGAAUGUCCGGCGCUUUCUUUAUCCGCCGGUCAUUUGGUGGAGACAAGCUCUAUUGGACUGUUUUCUCUGAAUAUGUCAAGACCAUGCUCAGGAAUGGAAUGGCACCUGUUGAAUUUUUCCUAGAGGGGACCAGGAGCCGAACCUCCAAGUCUUUGACUCCUAAGUUAGGUCUGUUGAACAUCGUGAUGGACCCGUUCUUUAAAGGGGAGGUGUUUGAUGUGAGCCUGGUUCCAGUCAGUAUCAGUUAUGAGAGGAUCUUAGAGGAGACGCUGUAUGCCAGGGAGCUCCUGGGUGUGCCCAAACCCAAGGAGUCCACCUCAGGUCUGUUUAAAGCCAGAAAGGUCCUUAGCGAAGACUACGGCAGCAUCCAUGUCUACUUCGGACAGCCUGUGUCUGUCAGAAGUUUAGCCCAGGGCAAGGUCAACCGCUGCCAUUUCAACCUGAUGCCAAGACACAUCCCCAGGAGGCCCAGCGAUGAGACGCAGUGCUUUGUUAAUGACUCGGCCUACAGUCUGGUGCGAGCUCAGGAGGAGAACAUGGUCCUGAAGCCUUGGGUUCUUCUGGCCUCCCUGCUGCUCCAGAACCAGAGCCAGGGGCUGCUGCUGGAUGAGCUGACUGAACAAGCUGUGUGGCUCAGGGGCCUUUCCCGUGAAUACGGGGCCUUCCUCAACUGGCCUGACCACAUGGCUCCAUCAGAGGUGGUAUCAUCCAGUCUUUCCCUGCAUCGAGAUCUAGUGAAAAUCUCAGGUGGCCGGGUCCAGCUCGCGUUGGGAGGACAAGCAGGGCCACGGCAGCCGUGCAGCAGCCCCAUCACAGAGGAGGAGCUCAUGAACCAGGCAGUGGUCGUACUGUCCUGCACCUCCUACAGGAAUCAGGCACUGCACGUCUUCCUCCGGCCAGCACUGCUGGCUUCGGCUAUCCACAUUGCCACAUCCGCCAAGAAGGAGGAAGUCUACAACAGUUUCAGCUUCCUGAGGAACAUGUUGUCCAACGAGUUUAUCCUCUGUCCCGGAGCAACUCUGCAGGACUUUGAGGAGGCCUGCUACCUGCUGGGGAAGACUGGGGCGCUGCAGAUGUCCCAGCAGGAAAUGCAGGUGACCGACAGUGGACAAAAAACAGUGAACUUCCUCACUGCCAUGCUGGACCCCUUCCUGCAGGGAUACCAGGUGGUGUGUCGGUACCUGUGUGAGGAGGCCACCGAGGCUUUGACAGAGAAACAGUUUAUCCCUGCUAUCCGGACGUUCAUCGUCAGACUCAUCCUAGCAGGGAGUCUGAGGUACUAUGAGCUGCUGUCUUCAGACCUCCAGAAGAAUGCUCUGGCGGCUCUGCUGAGACUUGGUGCCAUACGGAAAAUCAAAGUAGCGGACAAUGUGACUCUGAAAGUAAACAGGCUGAUGGUGAACUCACUGGAAGACACUCUGGGAGGAAAACUCCCCACUCAGAAAGCUGUUGCUGCUCGCCUCUGAUCCCCAGGAAUCUUCAGCCAAAGAGCCUCAGGAGAGUCGGCUGCAUUCACCUGCAGCGUGUUGCCACCACGCUGCGACUCAGCUCGACUCACUAGAAAAACAGUCCGUCUCUACUGCUUUCUAAAAGGACUAAACACUAGAUUUGCAACCUGGCAAAUCUUUUCUUAAGUUUUUUUUUUUAAUCCUCUAUUCACUUCUUUCUUAUUUGUCCCUGUUUCACCUUUCCUCAACUAUACACAAAAGCUCACUCUUGUUUUUUCUCCCUCAUAUGAGACCUUGUGUUGCUUAGCGCUUUGGUUCACUGUGAACAACUGAGCUUAUCAAAGCUUCUGAAUGUGCCAACUCCAUUUACUCAAGCACUGUGGCACAGAUCUCCUGUGACUUUUCUUUAUUUAACUCUCCUCUUUUAUAUGAGCGUCAGUUUGUUUAUUUGUUCUCCUUUUUGUUUUGGGCACUCUUCUAUAUUUAUGCAAUGUGGUGUGGACCUAUUUCUUAACUUUCCUUUGACUUGUUGCCUUUUCAUUUUCAUAAAUACAUACACAGGCUACAGAUGGGUUACAGAGAAAAACAUAAAGGCACAUUUCGAGUGUAUCACAAGCUUCAGUGCGCCUUGGCAUAGGCCCUGAUAUAGUACUAUAGUAGGAUCUAUGAUAGGAUCUACAAUGUGACACCAUCAGCACUGGCCUACAGAGAGGUGGAAAAAAGUGAUGACUGAGCCUUCACCAUGUUCUGGAAAACCACAAGGAGAGCUCCACAGGUCUGAAUGCUGCAACCGUACAGUGGUCCACCUCACUUUUUCAACAUUUUUCAACUUGUCCUCUCAGAGGGAAGGCUCACUGCAAUUCAACACAAAGUUAUCCUGAGUGAUUGCCUUUAUCCUGUGCAAAUGGUGAUCCAAUGAAGGAUGACAACACCAUCCACCUGGCACGAGGGCUCAGCAACUGGUCGAUCGGGAUGAAAGUGAUGUAAAUCAUGAUGCUACGGCCUUCACUCUCACCAGAGCUCAACCCAACGUAAACAGGGCUCUGUACCAUCAGCAGACCGGUGUUGCAUUGCUCCGUCGGAGUCACAGAGACUUGUAGGACCUGCGCCAAGGAACACUGAGGCUCAGCACCUUUACCAAGACACUUCAUGUUGCUUGUUUCUUGUGACACACACACUCAAAAAUACUUUAGUGAACAUUCUAUACACAAAACAUGGGAAGUAACAGUGUUUGUUCUUAUUUUUCACAGCAGUGUUUUUUUGUUUGUUAUGUAUUUGUGCCUGUUUGUUCUUUUGGUGUGAACAAAAGUUACUGAAGUGUGUGUGUAUCAUUCUUGAAUGUGAAUCCAAAGAUGAAUAUGUUUGGGGUUUAUUUUAUAUUAUCUGAGGAGCUUGUUGCAAAACUAAAUAGUCUGUACUUGAGUUUCUCCACAGACCCGCUGCCAAACUUAAAAAUUGUUUGUACAAGAAUGACAAGUAGAAGGAGGGUCUUUUUUAGGAUGUUACUUUCUGUGAUAAUAGAAUACCAACUGGCCUUGUGCAGCAGUUACUUCCACUGUGGACUUAAGUCCACUCAAUGUUGAAUAUUGAUAAGAUUCAAAGAUUUACUUCAAAAUGAUCAUCCCAUCAUGUUUUGUUAUCCCUCUUGCCAAUGUUUGGAAUAAGGAAGUGUAAUAUAUGAUGAUUGGACUUCCACUCUGGUCUAAAACCUCUUUGCCAAUACAUCAGUAUGUCACUUUAUACAGGAAAGCAGCACGUUUACAUCUGUUUUCUUACAAGGGAGCAGAUGCCAAGUCCAAGUCAGUGUCGGCUGCAUGCCAAACAGAACAAAUUGCCAUCAGUUAGGAUCAAGGAGAGCACAGAGGAGUGAAACACAGCCAAGCUCAGUCACUGCUCAGGAUGAGUCAGGAUCAGGUCACAUUACACGACUUUCUCCCGGUUUAGCUAUGGGCCCGAUCCACAGCUGGGCCGAGUCUGGGCCAGUCGGCACCGCUCAGGUCUAAUCAGUGCAAAACAGAGAAACCAGAGGUGUAUGAGGGGUGAAGACUCUAACCUGGGGGAGUCAGAGAUGCUAUGAUUCACUGCUGGUUUCUGGAGGCUAUAUUGUGUAUACUGUUCAAAUACACAAAGGAGGGACCGGUCAGUAGCCAAUGAAAAUUACCAAAAAGGACCACUCCACUUUUGUUUCACUCUAGUAUAAAUAGACAGCUCAGCACAUCGGCUCCAACUCCCUCAGCCUACAGAGCCCUUACUGUCUCAUAAUCAAAAUGUGUUGUGCACACUUGUAAGUUCUCUUUUUUAUAAUCUUACAGCAAACUUCAAAAGCUGCAAUUUAUUUUUCCUCUGCUCGUUUGUACCAGCUCUUGAAGGCAGCAUGAGAGCUUGUGUUCUUGUGUGAGUCUGUCUGUGAUCCAAGUUUUCUCUCUGUGUGUGAUCCCAAUCUUUAAAACUCAUUAAAACUAAAUUCAUAACACUCA